This is a messenger RNA of Perognathus longimembris pacificus (Pacific pocket mouse), 981 nucleotides long. RefSeq names its product olfactory receptor 10Q1-like. Gene Ontology annotation, biological process: G protein-coupled receptor signaling pathway. The record is from RefSeq and is a predicted model, not a curated record. Gene Ontology annotation, cellular component: membrane. The transcript has a single exon. NCBI's taxonomy places the organism in Eukaryota, Metazoa, Chordata, Mammalia, Rodentia, Heteromyidae. Bases 1 to 981 code for a protein of 326 amino acids. Gene Ontology annotation, molecular function: G protein-coupled receptor activity; olfactory receptor activity.
AUGUACCACUUGUUCCUUGCAGGAGACACGUUGGCUUGGAAUCCUGUGCUCAACCAAUCUGGUCCCACUGAAUUUGUUUUCCGGGUCUUCACCACUGUCCCUGAACUCCAGGCUCUCCUCUUCCUCCUCUUCCUCCUCCUCUACUUGAUGAUCCUUGGCGGCAACAGCGCCAUCAUCUUUGUGGUGAGCACACACAGCGCUCUCCACACACCCAUGUACUUCUUCCUGUCCAACCUGUCUUUCCUGGAAAUCUGCUACACCUCCGACGUGGUACCCUUGAUGCUCUCCAACACCCUUCGAACCCGGAAGCCCAUCCCAUUGGCUGGCUGCGGGGCCCAGAUGUUCUUCUUCAUGACCCUGGGCGGCACUGACUGCUUUCUUCUGGCAGUCAUGGCCUACGAUCGCUUCGUGGCCAUUUGCCACCCACUGCACUACAGCCUCAUCAUGACCCACAAACUGUGUGUGCAGAUGGCGGUGGGCUCGGUGUCUCUGGCUGCCUUCCUCUCUCUGCAGCUCACGGCCUUAAUCUUCACCCUGCCCUUCUGCGGGCGCCUGCGGGAAAUCAACCACUUCCUCUGCGACGUGCCACCCGUCCUGCGCCUGGCCUGUGCCGACACGCGCGUGCACCAGGCGGUGCUCUACGUGGUGGGCAUCCUGGUGCUCACCGUGCCCUUCCUGCUCAUCUGUGUGUCCUACGUGUUCAUCGCCUCGGCCAUCCUGCGCAUCCGCUCUGCCCAGGGCCGCCAGCGCGCCUUCUCCACCUGCUCCUCCCACCUCACCGUGGUCUUGCUGCAGUAUGGCUGCUGCAGCCUGGUCUACCUGCGGCCGCGCUCCAGCACCUCGGAGGACCAGGACCGUCAAAUCGCCCUGGUCUACACCUUUGUCACGCCCUUACUCAACCCCGUGAUUUACACCCUGAGGAACAAGGACGUCAAAGCUGCGCUGAGGAGUGCUGUCUUCAGUAAAGCAGCCUCUGCCUAA